Phanerochaete carnosa HHB-10118-sp is the source of this 265-nucleotide messenger RNA. RefSeq lists its product as uncharacterized. The record is from RefSeq and is a predicted model, not a curated record. The transcript has a single exon. The annotation marks the transcript as partial. NCBI's taxonomy places the organism in Eukaryota, Fungi, Basidiomycota, Agaricomycetes, Polyporales, Phanerochaetaceae.
GGAGAGCAGGUACCCUACACAACUACUAAAAUGCUCCUUCGUUUGGCCAUCAUCCUAGCUGCUACCACCAGAGGCCUUGCAGCCAUACUUGCAACUGCGACCGCGGUAGCACCCUUCGCUAGCACUAUUUUUAGCUGCUACGCGGACUACUGCCCAGACGUCGAGCUCAAGAAGGAAGCUCUCAUCUCCAUGACAUGAGACAACUGCACCGGUAUCCUCUAUUGCGAAUGGCGCUUCCCUCUCCAGCUGAUUACUGCCGCGGAGU